AUGAGUUCUGGGUCUACUCUCUGUGCCCGCUGCGGCGAGAAGAAGCCGACGGACGACUUCGUGAGUAAACGGAAAUCUGCCCGUAACACCAAGAACUGCCUGGACUGUCGCAACCAAUCCAGGGACGCGAUCCAAACGUUAAAGAGCCUCGCUGUCGGCCCUUCCUCAAGUGAGAGUCCUGCUUUGAAGCGAACAGAAGAAGAUGCCGAUCUAUCGCCUCCAAAUGACAGAUCCGGAACCCAGCCUACAUCGUCGGAGAGUAUACGGCAAGGUCAUACAGCGAGGACGUUAUUUAAAGCCUCGAUCAGCCAGCCGCGUGUAGAGCUGGGGACACCAUUGCCGCCAACCCAACAAAGCUCAGGGCUCUUGCGGACACUGGCUCCCUCACCUCCUAUGCAGCGAAUGACCCAUCCGAUCGUCUCACUCUCUGAUCCAGGUACUGUCCGAAACAGCACAACCAGCGUGGAUCACGCUUAUUUAGCAACUAGAUACCGCAGAGGAGGGAAGGACUCGCAAGAUAACCCUUCCACAGCCGGGGCGAGGGUCAAGCUGGCCGCUAUCCAGCGCGACCAUCGCUCACGGCGCCGUGCAGGGGAGACUGUGUCACUGACUCCCUCAAUAUCUCAACUUGGCGUUUUUGAAGCUCUUGGUGGGCCUAGAGAAGUUGCAAGUCAGGAUCAACCACAGCGGAGUGGGUUUCCAGAGGGGGGCGAGAUAGGCAAGGAAUGGCAGGACGGAGGACAGUUCUCCGAGUCUGAUGUUGACGCUGAGGACUUUUUCAACCUUCUUCUUUCGCCUGUUCGACCACGGAGGUACCUUGAGCAAUUAGGGGCAGAGUGCGAUUCCGAUCCAGGGGACGAAGACAACAGAGACGAUGAUGAUUCCGUAGAUGAAAGCCCUCUUCGCCAUCGCCGCGGCAGCCUUCCACAAAGUCAGGGCCUCGUCGCCGUGCUCGCCGUGGUCCUGCCCCUGGUACAGGAGGGCGGCCAAAAAAAUCUCAAAGGCAAACUCGAUCGUCGGGGCCGCCACGACGGUACCGGAGUCCAGUGA
Messenger RNA from Metarhizium robertsii ARSEF 23, 1050 nucleotides. RefSeq names its product Ankyrin repeat-containing domain protein. The record is from RefSeq and is a predicted model, not a curated record. Lineage: Eukaryota; Fungi; Ascomycota; Sordariomycetes; Hypocreales; Clavicipitaceae. The transcript is spliced from 3 exons. The coding region runs from base 1 to 1050 and encodes 349 amino acids.